UUCACUUCAUGAGUGGACGCCUCUGAGUGAGGUUGAUCAAAACAUUAACUGCCCAUCAAAGCUGCUCAUCAUAUGUGCAAGAUGAGACGAUACUUACUUGGAAUACUUGCUCUUUUGAAAUACUGCAUUUGCGGUGAUGUGCAGGACUUUGAUGGAGACAUUAAGGACUUUGUAGUUAGUAAGAGUAAGUUAUUUGUUCUUACUGACCAUCGACUUCAUCAGAUGAGACACGAUCUAUAUGAGGAGAAGAGGAAAGACAUCACUAAUGCCCCUGACCUUAACAGAGUCAACAUUCUGGUGCCUUAUGACGUGAACGACACCCUGAUAACAUGUGGGACUUUUGAAGAAGGAUAUUGUGAAGUUCUUGAUAUAAAUGAUAUUACAAACAGUAUUUACAAUGAAAGUAAUAUAUUGGUAGGACCGAAACAGAAUGAGAAAUAUGUUGCCUUCAUAGCUGGAAGGUACCUUUUAGUUGGGAAAAAAGACGAUGAAGCAAAAGCUGAAGAUGCCAGGUAUUCUGUUGUUACCUUAUGGAGCACUUUAGAUUCUCAACCAGGAGGGAUUUUCUCAAGAAUAGCAGAAGGAUCAGAUGCCAUCAUUGAGAGCACAGUGAGAGAUGUGGAGGUUGUUGAUGGAUUCCAGAGAGUUUCGCCCUCAGAAUCAUAUUUAUUUCUCAACACAAAGACUGACGAUGAGAGGAAAGUGCUCGUCCUGAGGAUGGACAGCUCUAAAGAGAGAAAGAUAGACAUCAUCAAAUCUCUGCAGGCUUCAACGAUACGAUGCUGCAGUGAUAAAGUUCGUCCAGUGCUCGUCGCCAGCACCGUUAUUCCAUCAGUGAACGAUGUUAUUUGGGCAGGUGUGUUCAGUUCACAGAAUCAGGAGGAUCCGGAGAACAGUGCGCUGGCUCUGUACGACAUCAGUAACGUUCGAGGCCAGGUCAAGGGUUUCUGCGCUUACGGUGAAAAGUUAUGUGGUUCUGAGAGUGGUGGUGAACUUCAGCCGCUCUCUGUGGUGUUCAGGUACAGCUCAAUGUCAGCAGUGGCAGCAACGAGGAUUGAAUCCUGGAUUGUGCUGUUCAUAGGAACCAAUGAUGGACAACUCAUAAAGUUGAUGUUGGAUGAGAAAUAUACACCAGGCUGUCCAAUAAUGCUGUACAAAUCUAAUGAUGAACGAGCAGUGCUUCCCAGAAUGCACUUUGAUCCAGUAGAUUUCAAACACAUCUACAUUGCUCUGAAGAAACAGUUAAGAAGAGUGUCGGUGGUUCCGUGUGCUAAAUAUAGCACUCUGAAAGACUGCAGAGCUGCUCUGGAUCCUCUCUGCGGCUGGUGUGUGAACACAUUGAGAUGCUCCACCCAAUAUGAAUGUUCAAAAUCUUCAUGGUUGUCCACCCCAAAAAACUCCCUUCAGGAAAUGCUGUUUUAUUUUCAGGUUUGGCCAGAGAAAACUUCCAGCAAGAUUACUCUACGUAUUUCCUUGAGUCUGGAGAGCACAGAAAACCCUGCCUUCUCAUGCACCUUCACCACUGGAAGUGUAAAACUGUGUGACGGGUCUGAUCUGAGGGCAGUUUUUCCAAACUGCUCCUGCAAUUUUUCUGACCAGCUAAUAUAUACUACAGGUUUAAACAUCUCAGCUGAAGUGGCUCUUGGGGAACAAAAGAUCAAAGAGAAGCUGGAGCUGAAAAACUGCCUGAAUAUCAAAGAUAAUUCACCAGGGGCUUCUUAUACACAGUGUGUUCAGUGUAUCUCAUCUGGGUGUCACUGGUCCUCAUCCUCUCAGCGUUGUGAAUGGGCAGAUGGACCUGGACCAAAGUUAAACAUACAGGAUGCAUGUAAUGUAAAUGUACAGAUGGAAUAUGAAAAGCCAGAGAUUUUGUCUCUGGAGCCCAACAAGGUUUCUUUCCAUGGCAGAAACAGAGUUUCACUAAAAGGAAGGAACCUGGAAUCUGUUACUAAAAUCCGUAUUCAAGGGGAUCUGGACUGCAUUCCUAAAGAAUCUCCAGUGUUUGAUCGCUCCAGUGACACUUUAUGGUUCCACAUUCCUCCCAGUGAAACUAAAGGAAUAGUCAAAGUGUGUGUUGUUACUCCUGACGACCGUUGUCAUGGUAACAGCAUCAUCACUUACGGUUCUCAGCCCAGCUGCACUGGGAUACAGCCCACAGUCAGCUGGAGCAGUGGAGGAAGGAAGAUUCAUGUUCAGGGCAGCAAUCUGGAAUUUGUGGAAUCAGUUUCUGUCAAUAACAGGAUACAAGAUCAAACACAAUACAACACAAGCUCAGGGGAUAUGUGGUUUAACUCCCCCAGAUGCUAUGAUUAUUAUCAAUGUCGUUCUAUUACCUUGCAUGUGGGGAACUCCAGUCUGAACUAUGAGUAUUUGUCCUAUGAGUCCGAUCCAGUUUUCAUUGGAUUCACUACCUUUCAGGUGGCCAAUGAUCUACAGGUGAACAUUAAGAAAAGGGCAGAUAUGUUGCAUUUGAGUGUGAAUGAGGUGACUGUGACGGGUCAACAGGGAGAUCAGCAGUAUCAGUGUGUUUUGGAGGAAAUUCAGUCCAAAGCUGUCAUCUGUAAGAUUAAAGGAGAAUCAGGAGCCGUCACAGCAGUGGACGAACUCAAAGUAAGUUUGUUUUUGAUAUUUACGUAAAUGUAAUACUGUCUCUCAAUAGAUUAUGGGAGGGAGAAUCUCAGAUUUUUGCUUUGAUAACUGCCCCACUAGUGCUACACUGUUAAAUUUAUCAUAGAUCUUUGUCAACU
This is a messenger RNA of Carassius gibelio (silver crucian carp), 2747 nucleotides long. Its product is annotated as plexin-C1. Gene Ontology annotation, molecular function: protein binding; semaphorin receptor activity. The record is from RefSeq and is a predicted model, not a curated record. The transcript is spliced from 14 exons. Gene Ontology annotation, cellular component: semaphorin receptor complex. The coding region runs from base 73 to 2637 and encodes 854 amino acids. NCBI's taxonomy places the organism in Eukaryota, Metazoa, Chordata, Actinopteri, Cypriniformes, Cyprinidae. Gene Ontology annotation, biological process: semaphorin-plexin signaling pathway involved in axon guidance; negative regulation of cell adhesion; regulation of GTPase activity.